CUGAGGGUAUAUAAAUUGUUUUCCUCGUAUCUUCUCCUCUACGGUCUACCCCACCACCAGCCAGCACAAAACCCUUACCCAGCCAAAACCCCAUUUCCUUACAGUCUUCCCUUUACCGGGCUUUCUUGGACAACAAUGGUGGCCGGCAACGGAAAGAAAUCCAAGCUCAAUGAAGAGCAGCAACACCCUCCUGCUGACCAGAUUGAUGCGGAGCUUCAACUCUCACUCGAGAAGUUAAAAGACGUCCAGGAUGAGCUCGACAAGAUCCAUGAAGAAGAGAGUGACGAAGUAUUGGCAAUUGAACAGAAGUAUAACGAAGUUCGCAGACCCGUCUACCUCAAGAGGAAUGAGCUCAUCAAGACUAUGCCUGACUUCUGGUUGACGGCUUUCAUGAGUCAUCCUGCUCUUGGUGAUCUCCUGACUGGUGACGACGACCAUGAGAUCUUAAAGUAUGUGGAGUCCCUUGAUGUUGCUGAUUUCAAGGAUCUGAAAACUGGCUACUCCAUCACAUUUAAUUUUAAGGAGAAUCCUUAUUUCCAUGACACAAAGCUGACAAAAACCUUCAAUUUCUCGGAUGAUGGCACAACUAAGAUAACUGGUACAGACAUCAAGUGGAAGGAAGGCAGGGACCCUGCCAAAAAUGGAGUUGAUGAUGAGAAAAAGAAGGGAAACAAGCGACCUUGGACUGAGACGAGCUUUUUCGGUUGGUUUGGUGAAACUGAGCAGGACAUCUCCGAACUUCAGGAUGAUGUGUCGGAGAUAAUCAAGGAGGAUCUGUGGCCGAAUCCCCUGAAGUACUUCAACAUGGACGCUGAUGAAGAGGAUUCUGAUGAAGAUGAGGAGGAAAGUGGUGAUGAUGGUGACGAGGAAGAUGAUGCAGGCGAAGAUGGCGUCAAGGAAGAGUAGUGGAGCUUUAAGCUCCCACCAGUUAGUUCAUUUAGUUGAGCAUUAGCUUUCUUUACAGACUCUGGAGAAGCAUUAUGAGUUAGGAUUUAGGAAAUGCUGGAAGUUCAGUAGAGUAGUUGCUUUGUGAAGCUACAGCAGUUUGCGUAUAUUUGGAACCCUUGUAUGCUGGAUCAUUACAAUAGCGACCGUCAUGCUUUAUUUCUAUAUCAAGUUUUGC
Messenger RNA from Linum tenue, 1123 nucleotides. The record is from the annotation of a GenBank genome assembly. NCBI's taxonomy places the organism in Eukaryota, Viridiplantae, Streptophyta, Magnoliopsida, Malpighiales, Linaceae.